AUGUCGCGUAAAACGAAUAGCCAAAAAGGAAAAGAGAGUGGCGCAACACAAACGCAGCGACUGAAAGACACAAUCGAAAAAACAGAAGAAGAGACAAAAACGAAAAAAAAUGAGUAUAUUAGGGUUUUGACCGAUGCGGAGGUCGAGUAUAACUUUUUGACGUCAAAGAUGACGAGGCAGACGGAGAUUGACAAAGAAGAACUUCAACUACUCAACGACAGGAUCAGGCAAUAUAAGUCUGGAAUUAUGAGAUUGAAAGAGGACCUCUCACAACUGGAGAUUGCGUUCGCGUCGGAAAGCUUCGCAUCACUGAAAACUCAAGAAGCCACUCUCCUCUCCGAGAUUGAAAAACUCAAAAAAGAAAAAAAUGAGAAGGAAAAAACGAAAUUGAACAACAAAAAAUUGCUGAGCAAAGCAGAUAAAAUCUACGAACAAGUUGAAACGGAGAAAAACAAAUACGGGUCAGACGUACAAACAGUUAAACAGACGGUCGAGAGGCUCGAGAAUUUAAAGACAGCACUUGAGAUAAAAAGUUGA
Entamoeba invadens IP1 is the source of this 537-nucleotide messenger RNA. RefSeq lists its product as hypothetical. Lineage: Eukaryota; Evosea; Mastigamoebida; Endamoebidae. The coding region runs from base 1 to 537 and encodes 178 amino acids. The transcript is spliced from 2 exons. The record is from RefSeq and is a predicted model, not a curated record.